Messenger RNA from Trichoderma asperellum CBS 433.97, 1491 nucleotides. The record is from RefSeq and is a predicted model, not a curated record. Lineage: Eukaryota; Fungi; Ascomycota; Sordariomycetes; Hypocreales; Hypocreaceae.
AUGGGACGAUACUCAACCAGCGGCUACUGCUACACUUGCCGAAGACGGCGCGUUAAAUGCGGUAAGGUGUUGAAGAUUUCUAAUUCGGAAAUGGGUGCUCUAACACGAAAUUCGUAUGUCGUAGAUAAGGUCAAGCCUUUGUGCGGUCAAUGUUUUCGCUCUGGCCAUUAUUACAGAGGCUACCAGCCCGUUCUACGGAUGCAGCAUUAUGUAGCUAUGGAUCAAGGCAGCGCCAGACCUCCGGGUGUAACGUUAAAUGGGCUUGAAAUUCCCAUAGACCAGUUCUCUACGAUGGUAGCUAUGGGGAGAAUUGACGAGAGGAUUCGCUCAUGUCUCCACUCUGUCUAUCAAUGGGCGCCUAUUUGGUAUCCGAUGUUGAAGACGGCAAUUGAGCUUGGCUCACCUACAAUUAAUCGGAUUUGUAGUCUGGCGAUUAUAUAUGGAUGCAUGGGGAAAAAACUCAAAGUGCAGACGCUACUCGCGCAAUCUCAAGACUUAUAUGCAGAAGCACUACAACAAACUCAGACUUUGAUUAGGCAGUCAGAUAAAACAGCCCUAGCCAAGCUGGUAUCUGCUGUCCUAAUGAUGGCCAUGUAUACUGUGAGGGGUACCGGAAAUACUCAUGUCAACGGCUUAAACCAAAUUUUAGAGUAUUGUGGGCCAGAAUAUUUUGAGCACGAAGCUCUGAUUUCUACAUACCGAUCUUGUAGAGUCUUCCAUCUUUGUUGGGGAGUUCGACAUCAACAGCGCUCCUUUUUGGAAGCUCCGAUAUGGUCGUCUGUUCCGUGGAAACGUAGCCUGAAUAUAACUGAAAAUACACUAUUGAAUAUUUUGAUCAGAAUCCUGGGAUUAUUAGAAGACAUAGCCGAGCAUGGUGAUUAUGCACGGUUUAAACCCGAAAUAAGUGAAUAUAUUUCCGAACUUUAUAAAUGGCGAACUGAAUGGUAUCACGCACAUCCUACCGCUGUUUGGGAAACCUUUGACCACUCUACAGAUGAAACUACUUCAGCUCUUUCCUUGGACGAGACUCUAUCAAAACCUCUAGAGUUCAGUUCUGUAUCGUUGGCUUUGGAAAUUAUAUAUUAUAACUCGGCACUUAUACAGCUUAUGCGGCUUAAAUGGUCCAUUGUAUCUCCGUUCAUUCGACCAACUCCAGUAAGGCGCGAGAAUAUGGCAUACAUUUGCCGAAUGGCCCAUGGAGCAAACGGGAAUGGCCUCUUACUCCCUCACCAAAUUCGAUUUCAAUGUCAAUUGGCUAUUGAGGCGCUCAGAAUCACACAAUAUAUUACAAGAGAAUUACAACGCUCAGUAAUUGACCAAUAUAUCCCUCCAUCACCGUUUGGCAUAAUUUAUUGGGCAUUGGUGGAUGAACCUGAAAUACAAAGCUACGUGGCGUCCAAGUUGUUCGAAUGCCCCCCAUUCACUGAAAGGAAAGUGGCAUUUGAAGAAUUCAAAGCACAUUUUCAAUUACCGCAGAAAAUAAUUAUAUAA